Molecule: messenger RNA, 828 nt
Organism: Daphnia magna
Lineage: Eukaryota; Metazoa; Arthropoda; Branchiopoda; Diplostraca; Daphniidae
Product: adhesive plaque matrix protein-like
Exons: 3
Coding region: 13-753 (246 amino acids)
Cellular component (GO): extracellular matrix
Source: RefSeq, a predicted model, not a curated record
GAAGGCCAACUAAUGAUCCGUGCUGCUUGGUUCAGCCCUAACUCGAUUUCUUUUUUGUACCAGUAUAUAAGCCUCUCUCCAACUACCAAGAAGACACAGUUGCUUCCAAAGUUCCAACACAACAACAUGAAGGUUUUCAUUCUCGCUGCAUUGGUCGCCGUCGUAGCUUCUCAGGGUUACCCCAAGCCACAGUACCCUAAGCCGCAGUACCCCAAGCCGGAAUAUCCUACGCCAGCAUACCCCGCACCAGCAUACCCUACACCAGCGUACCAAACUCCAGCCUACCCUGCACCGGCAUACCCGUCUCCGGCUUAUGCCAAAACUCCGGAAUACGCUCCUAUGCCAUACAACUUCAACUGGGCCGUUAAGGACGAUCCCUCUUACAACGUUUACACUCACCAAGAGACUGCCGAUGACAAGGGCUACGUUUCCGGUUCUUACCGCACUCUUCUUCCUGAUGGCCGCACUCAAAUCGUAAAUUACAAAGCCGAUGACUACACCGGUUAUGUAGCUGACGUCAAAUACGACGGAGAGGCAAAGGAAUACAAGCCAGUUUACAAACCCGCUGGUUAUCCAAGCCCCGCUUACCCAAGCCCAGCUUACCCAAGCCCCGCUUACCCAAGCCCAGCUUACCCAAGCCCCGCUUACCCAAGCCCAGCUUACCCAAGCCCAGCUUAUUCUGAACCUAAAUAUCCAAGCCCGUCAUAUCCUAGCCCAGCCUACCCAUCACCUAAAUAUCCAACCAAAUAUUAGAUGAGCCAGCUGAGUUAUAAGUCAAUUGUAAACUAAAUUAUCGCAAACGAAAAAUACAUUCUAUCGUAGCAAAAA